Tripterygium wilfordii is the source of this 2324-nucleotide messenger RNA. Its product is annotated as BTB/POZ domain-containing protein At5g66560-like. The record is from RefSeq and is a predicted model, not a curated record. The transcript is spliced from 4 exons. The coding region runs from base 227 to 2212 and encodes 661 amino acids. Gene Ontology annotation, molecular function: protein binding. NCBI's taxonomy places the organism in Eukaryota, Viridiplantae, Streptophyta, Magnoliopsida, Celastrales, Celastraceae.
GAGAGUAGAGAGAGAGGGGGAGGAGACAGAGAGAGUGGUUGAGAUUCUGAUAGGAUUCAAACAAAGAAAAAAAGAAAUCAUCAUUUCGAUUUCUGUUAAAGCUCUGUUUGUCCGUUUUGCGUUUCUGGAUUCCAAUCUCUACUUCUCUUUUUAAUACGGAGUACUAUUCAAUCUGCAUAUGUUCUUCCAAGAAAUUACUGAAAAUCUUUGAGCUUGGAGUGUACACAUGGCUUCUGAGAAGUCUAGCUCGAAAGGGCAAGCAUGGUUUUGCGCCACUGGCUUGCCAAGCGACAUUGCGAUUGAAGUAGACGACAUGACCUUCCAUCUACACAAGUUUCCUCUGAUGUCGAAAAGUCGAAUCCUUCACGAGCUGAUUACGGAGCAAGAGACAAACCCUAGCGCUAAAGUCCAAACGACAUCAACAUCUGCCUCGGCAGCAGCGGGCCUUGAGUUCGAACAGGAGACGCCGCCAGAGGAUGAUGAAAUCCAGGAAGUUCAUUGUCAGUUAUCGCUCCCGGACUUUCCAGGAGGAUCUGAUACUUUCGAGAUGGUCGCCAAGUUCUGCUACAGAGUCAAGAUCGAGUUGUCCGCUUCAACCGUCGCCCCCCUCCGUUGCGCCGGCGAAUUUCUAGAAAUGACAGAAGAGUACUCUGAGGACAACCUCAUCUCCAAGACAGAGAGGUUUCUCACGCAAUCGGUGCUCAAGAGUCUCAGAGAGUCAAUAAGGGCCUUGAAAUCCUGCGAGCGCGUAAUGCCACUCGCCGAGAGUUUGGGUAUGACGCAGCGGUGUAUCGAUUCGAUUUCUUCCAGAGCAUCCUCUGCUGAUCCGGCUCUGUUUGGCUGGCCGGUGAACGACGGAGCCGAGACUCGCGGGACUUCAAAUCAGGCCCUUUGGAAUGGAAUCGAGAGUGCCGUGCGACGGAAGGGUGUAGGUAGAGGCACGAAUACAGAUUCGUGGUUUGAAGAUUUGAUACAGUUGAGUUUGCCAUUGUUUAAGCGUUUGAUUCUAGCAAUGAAGGAAAAAGAUCUGAAUCCAGAGAUUAUAGAGAGCUGUCUUAUCUACUAUGCCAAGAAGUACAUCCCAGGUAUAUCAAGGUCCAGUAGAAAGCCAUCAUCGUCGUCCAUGGCUUCUGAGAGCGAGCAGAGAGAGUUGUUAGAGAGCAUAAUUUCUAAUCUUCCAUUAGAGAAGAGCUCCGGAUCUGCCACAAAUACAAGGUUCCUCUUCGGACUCCUAAGAACUGCAAACAUUUUAAAUGCAUCAGAAUCGUGCCGCACUGCGUUGCAGAAGAAGAUUGGGUCACAGUUGGAGCAAGCUACGCUCGACGAUUUACUGAUCCCAAGCUAUUCUUAUCUAAAUGAGACUCUGUACGAUGUGGACUGCGUCGAGAGGAUACUAAGCUACUUCUUGGAUAACUUGCAAGAGAGAGACGCAACCGGAAUUGAAGGCGAACAUGGUAGUACCUCCGUCAGAUCGCCGGCUUUGAUGCUCGUUGGGAAACUAAUCGACGGUUAUCUAGCUGAGAUUGCUUCGGAUGCUAAUUUAAAGCCUGAUAGAUUCUAUAACUUAGCAAUUUCACUUCCUGACCAAGCAAGACUCUUCGACGACGGCCUCUACAGAGCCGUCGAUGUGUAUCUAAAGGCACAUCCAUGGAUUUCGGAAUCGGAGAGGGAGAAGAUCUGUGGCGUGAUGGACUGCCAGAAGCUGACACUGGAGGCGUGUACACACGCGGCGCAGAAUGAGCGACUUCCAUUGCGGGCGGUGGUUCAAGUUCUGUUCUUCGAGCAGCUACAGCUCCGGCAGGCCAUAGCAGGAACUCUGAUGGCCGUGGAAGCCGCACCGCCUGAUCCCGGAAGGCCGUCAUCCAUGCUGCGGGAGUUGGAGGAGUUAGAGGAAGAGGAAGAGGAGACCGGAAUAUCGGCAGUGGCAUUGCCGGCCCAGGAUGGCACCAGUAACACGUGGAGGGCAGCAGUGAGGGAGAAUCAGGUGCUACGACUAGACAUGGAUAGCAUGCAGACGCGGGUGCAUCAAUUAGAGAGAGAAUGCUCCAACAUGAAGAGGGUAAUUGAGAAAAUUGAUAAAGGGGGCCCACCUGGAUGGAGAGGGUCCUUAUCGAAGAGGUUUGGAUGCAAGUUCAAGACCCAGGUCUGUGAUUCUCAAGAAUCAACGGUUGUAGAUGCAAGGAAAGGCCGACCCCGUCGUCACCAAGACUAGUAUUAUUGUAUUUAAGUAAAUGCCACGCGGCACUUAUCUCGAUAGCCUGGAAUAAACAUUGCAGACUGGAGUAUUUUUUAUUUUUUUCUCAGGCCACUAAGGAAUUUUCAUU